Quercus lobata is the source of this 744-nucleotide messenger RNA. RefSeq names its product stellacyanin-like. The transcript is spliced from 2 exons. The record is from RefSeq and is a predicted model, not a curated record. The coding region runs from base 94 to 564 and encodes 156 amino acids. Gene Ontology annotation, molecular function: electron transfer activity. Gene Ontology annotation, cellular component: plasma membrane. NCBI's taxonomy places the organism in Eukaryota, Viridiplantae, Streptophyta, Magnoliopsida, Fagales, Fagaceae.
CAUUGCCAUUCCUGGCGACAUAAUUUUUAUUGAGAAAAAGAGAAACACGUACAAGUGUGGCAGGGACGACCUAGAGGAGCACAAGGAAAUUAAAUGACUAGUCGUUUAGGUUUGGUUGGGUGCUUCAUAGUUAUAGUGGCUCUAGUACUCAAGGGUUCAUCUGCAGCAACUUAUACAGUUGGAGACGAAUUGACAUGGACCACUCCACCCGGUGGCGAAAUUGCCUAUAGCACCUGGGCUCGUUCGAAGUCUUUUAAUAUUGGUGACGUUAUAGUGUUCAACUGGACUGGGACGCACGAUGUUGCUGAAGUGGCAAAAGAAAAUUAUGAUAACUGCACAGACACUGCCAUUGGUUCAAUACAAACAACCAGCCCAGCAAAUUUCACUCUAACUACCAACGCUACUCGCUAUUUCAUCUGCACCAUUAGUUCCCACUGUGAAGUUGGCCAGAAGGUGACCAUUGGCAUUGGAUCCGAUUUCUGGAACUCCGCUUCAUCUCUCAAAUAUGGUGCCUUGUCUGCUGUUCUGUCCACCAUAGCCAUCUCGUUCUUGACAUUUUUCUGAAGUUCACCAUAUCUAUUAUAGUAGAUUUCCACUUGCAUUAUAGUCUUUGUUUUUUCUUUAAUUUUUGUUAUGCCAAUAUUCUUCUUGUAGUUUGGUACACUAGAUAGCAUGAAUCACGUACCAAUACCAUAUACUGGAGUGAAUUACAAUAAUAAAAUUGAUCACAGCUCAUUUCAUUGA